Eucalyptus grandis is the source of this 1287-nucleotide messenger RNA. Its product is annotated as BTB/POZ domain-containing protein At4g08455-like. Gene Ontology annotation, cellular component: cytoplasm. The transcript has 2 exons. Bases 42 to 824 code for a protein of 260 amino acids. The record is from RefSeq and is a predicted model, not a curated record. NCBI's taxonomy places the organism in Eukaryota, Viridiplantae, Streptophyta, Magnoliopsida, Myrtales, Myrtaceae. Gene Ontology annotation, biological process: proteasome-mediated ubiquitin-dependent protein catabolic process; regulation of proteolysis. Gene Ontology annotation, molecular function: ubiquitin protein ligase binding.
AACCUCUUUCUGUCGCAGAAGUCGAGUGGCUUCGCAAGCGAAUGAGCUCUCUCCCUCAGCAAAUGCGGCGACCCUGCAAGGAGUGCUGCAAGGAUGAGUGCGUCACUCUCGAUUCCAGCAGCACGUGCGAGGAGUGUCACGAGAAGGCCAAACAGACUAAGGAAGAGCUCAAGCGAGAGAUCGAGAAUUUGAAGGCCGAAGUCGCCUUCUUGAGUUUCUGGUCUCCGACCGGCCGCCACCACCACCACCUCAGCGGUGGCUCCCAUGGCCCCGGGUUCACCGACGUAGUCUUGGUCGCCGCUAAGGACGGUCCCACAGGAGACCCGUCUACGCCGGUGCCGGCUGAUAGGGCUAUUCUGGCUGGCCGGUCUGCAGUAUUUAAAGCAAUGCUCGAGAAUGAGAAGGAAGAAAGCCGAAAUGGCACCAUCAAGAUAAGUGAUGUGUCAUACGAUGCCCUCCGAGCAUUUGUUGGCUAUCUCUAUGUCGAAGCAUGCCUCGAUGAGCAAAUGGCGUGUGAGCUUCUGGUAUUGGCUGAAAAGUACCAGGUGGAGCGCAUCAAAGCUUAUUGUGAGAAGUUCCUGGUAUCCAAAUUAAACUGGGACAACUCACUUCUAUGCUAUGCCUUCGCGCACCAGCACAACGCGAACCGUCUCCUUGGGGCUGCCUUGUCCUUAAUCAUGGACAACUUGGAUGGACUCAGAAAUCAUCAAGAAUACUUAGAACUCGUUGAAAAGAAUCCACGCCUUGUGGUGGAGUUAUAUGAAGCAAUUCUUGCAAAGCAGAAAAAAAAUGCAGCGCCUAAGGAUACUUCUGCGAAACAAUAGUCUUGUCUGGAGAAAGGUAUUUGGUAUCCACAAGAAGGGGGCUUUUUUAGUGUUAAUAAUCUUUUUCCUACAGGAAUAGGAGAUUCUCAGAUGAUUAUGAUCACUGUGACUUUGGGGAGCAUUUUUUGAUUUACUAGUGAAAGCCAUUCUUUAGGUUCGGUACCAUGCAUAUGACUUUCUUAGGUUGAUGUAUGAUAGGGACCAAACUUAGAAAUUUUACCAUCUGAGCUGAGAGUUUAUUUAUCUCUUUUCUUUAGGUUUGUUUGUUAUUAUAAGAAUGUCUUAAGCCUGAAAAUCCUGCCUUCUACUUCGUUGAGGAGGCAAUUAUGACAUAGCGAAGAAAUCCUCUAAUGGACAUGUAGAAGUUAUGUAGGAAGCAUGAUAUAGGCUGAUGGAAACUUAUUAUCUUAUCUUGUUGAUGCAAGUGUUUUUCAUUUCAUAGAUCAAACAGAACCAGUAAAAA